Molecule: messenger RNA, 3690 nt
Organism: Carassius auratus (goldfish)
Lineage: Eukaryota; Metazoa; Chordata; Actinopteri; Cypriniformes; Cyprinidae
Product: GTPase IMAP family member 8-like
Exons: 4
Coding region: 131-2725 (864 amino acids)
Molecular function (GO): GTP binding
Source: RefSeq, a predicted model, not a curated record
GUGCACCACACACCAAGCGCAACGACUUUUAGUUUUUACUGUAAUGAGAACGCAACCUUUUAUAUAAAAAAGAAAGCUGCAACACCUUUUCUCCCUGUCUGAAGAACUGCUAAGGCACGAUUGUGUGAAGAUGGAGAACUGGAGAGGAUCAUCCAGAAAACCUGUCAGUGUUCAGAGUAUUGUUCUUCUGGGAAAGAGUGUGUCAGAAAACAGUCGCGUGGGAAACGUCAUAUUAGAACGAGAAGCAUUUGACGGUAAAGCUCCUCCAGAUGUUGUAGAGAGAGUCGGAGGAAGACUGAAGGACAGAUAUAUGAUGGUCAUCAACAGUCCUCAGCUGCUCCAGACAUACAUCUCAAAUCAUCAGAUCACACAGACAGUGAAGGAGUGUGUGCAUCUGUCUGAUCCAGGACCACAUGCGUUUAUAAUAAUACUGCAGGAUAAAGAUUUCACUGAGGAGGACAUGAGAAGAGUGAAACAAGUGCUGAAAGAAUUCAGCGAAGAAGCAAUUAAACGAACCCUAAUGAUAACGACUGAUGAAGAGACGUGUGGUGUUAGGGGUGCACCUGUGAAAGUGAAUGAAUUCAUUCAUCAGUUAGCUGUAGAGUGCGGAGGAGGACAUGUUCAGCUAGGAGGAAAACCCGAAUGGCACUCUGAGAUAUUCCAAAGGUUAGAAAAUAUACUGAAGAAAAGCUUUCUUGUACGUCAAGUGCAUAUGGAAAAAGAAGGAGCCUCAUUGGAUGAAAACAAGGUCAGAUCUGGAAGUUCAGUCAAAGUCGAAAAUGAAGAGGAAGAUUCUGAUGGAGAGGAUGAUGGAAGCACAGAUGUCAACAGGAAACAGAAGCUGAACUUGGUGUUGUGUGGAAGUGAUGAAACACUGAAGAAAUACAUAUCCAAGAUUAUAAGAGGGAAAAAGAAACUGCUCCACCUCUACCAGAGAAAGAGAAAUAAAGAAUGUGUGAGGAGAGACGUAGAGCUUCAUGGACGCUUGAUCAGUCUGGUGGCGCUUCCAGGUCUGUUCAAAACUCAGCUCUCAGAAGAGGAAGUGAUGUGUCAGACUCUCCGCUGUGUGUCUCUCUGUGAUCCUGGAGUACAUGUUUUCCUCCUCGUUAUUCCUAAUGCUCCACUUUCUAAUGAAGACAAAGCAGAAAUGGACAAGAUCCAGAGGAUUUUCAGCUCAAGAAUCAACAAUCACCUCAUGGUUCUCAUAAACCAAGAGAAAAAAAUGAAUAACAAACCAAAUAUGUUACAUACUUCCAUUGCUAAUAUGUCUAAUAAGACAUGUCAAGGUCGAUAUUUUGUUUUGGAGAACAACUCACAAGUUCCAGCUAUGUUGCAGGAGGUGGAGACAAUGGUAAAAAUGAACAAUGGAAGUUGCUACACAACCUUCAUGUGCCUUCAGGCUCAAGUUGAAUUGGAAAGAAGCAAAUACACUGCUGAAAUAGAAGAACUGAAAAGAUCUGUGAUGAAAACUCAAUCAGCAGCAGCAGGUGUAACACAAGCUGAUGAUGAUGGUGAUCUGAGGAUUGUGCUGCUGGGAAAAACGGGUGUUGGGAAAAGUGCGACAGGAAACACCAUACUGAGAAGGGAGGCUUUUACGUCAAAGUUAGCUUCACGGUCAGUGACCAGAGAGUGCCAGAAAGAAACCACUGAGUUCAACAAAAGACAGAUAACGGUGAUUGACACUCCAGGCCUGUUUGAUACUGUGGUUGAUAAUGCUGAGACCGGGAGGGAGAUUGUAAAGUGCGUCUCAAUGGCAGCUCCUGGUCCACAUGUGUUUCUGCUGGUGAUUCCAUUGGGACGAUUCACCAAAGAGGAGAAGGAUGCAGUAAAGAUGGUCCAGGAGAUGUUUGGUUAUAAAUCCAGAAUGUACACCAUGGUGCUUUUCACCAGAGGAGAUGAUCUCAGAGGAACAAGAGUUGAAGAAUUUAUUGACGAUGAUGGUAGCUUAAAGAACCUUGUCCAGCAAUGUGGAAAGAGAUAUCAUGUGUUCAAUAACACAAAUAAUACAGAGAUGCAGGUUUCUGAGCUGCUGGAUAAGAUUGACUGUAUGAUGGCAGUCAAUGGAAGGAGCUUCUACACCAAUGAGAUGUUUCAGCAGGUGGAGAAGAAUAUUAGAGAUGAACAAGAGAGAAUACUGAAAGAAAAAGAAGAAGAGAUCAAGAGAAAAGAAGAAGAGCUGAGAGCCACAUAUGAAGAAGAAAUAGAGCAAAUCAAGAAAGAAAAUGAGAGAGAAAGGCAAGAAAUGCAGAUUGAACUAAGAAAAAAUGAAGAGGAGUUUAAAAAGAAAGAAGAAGAAAUCAAGAAAGAAACUGAUGAGGGUCUACAAGAAGAGCUGAAGAGAAAACUGGAAGAACAGCAGACACUAUUUGAGCAAGAAAAUAAAAUAAAAGAAAAAGCUUUAGAAGAACAGCAACAGAACAUCAUAAAAUAUCUUGAAGAAAAACAUGAGAAAGAAAAACACAAACUCCAAGAGAAAAUUCAACAUGAAACAAGGGAACAAGCAGAGUGUGAAUUUAGUGAAAAACUUCAAUCAGAAGUUGCUAAAGUUCUACAAGAUUUUGAAGCAAAAGUACCGUAUAGAUCAAGACGAGCUCGUGACUGGAGUAAAUAUGUUCCCGUUAUUGGAGGAGCUCUUGGAAGCUUUGCUGGCUCUUUUGAAGACAUUGCACGUUCGUUCAUCAAUUUACAUUAUAAACGUAAAGCACAAAGUCAAACUGAGUCAUGAGCUCAGGUAAAUCGGGGGAAAUCAUCUAGAGCCACAUUAAGAUGCCAAUUCCCGUAUUUUACGCACUAUAAGGCGCACCUUCAAUGAAUGGCCUAUUUUAGAACUGUUUUCAUAAAUAGUGCGCACCGUUUUCAUAAGGCGCAUAGAAUAGAAGAUACUGUAGUCAAACGUUUGACUAGGUUUGAUGGAGUGUGCUAAAGGGAAUGUCAACAUUUUGACAGAAAGCCUUGAUCCAUAUAUAAGGCGCACUGUUGUUUUUUGAGAAAAUUAAAGGCUUUUAAGUCCGCCUUAUAGUGCGGAAAAUACGGUAUACUUAAAGUGAAAUUCAGUACACAGAUUUCAUUAUUUUUUUUAUUUUUUUUUUCUUCUGAUCUCUGAUUCCCAAUGAAACCCCAUUUGUAUAUCUGCAACAGUUAUAAUUAUCCCAAGUAAAGGUGUACAUCAUUUCUGUUAAGCAAAUGUAUACACAAUCGCAAAAAAGCAAGUUAAAGCAUAAUCUCUUCAGCAAGUAUUUCAAGCUAUUGGCCCUGAUUUGUUGUCUGUCAUCAACAAAUGUCUUUCUACUGGGACCGUACCUGACAGCCUUCAACAUACCUCUGUCCAGCCUCAUCUAAAUAAAAAAACAAAUUCUAAUCCUAUGCUUCUGAGUAAUUUUCACCUCAUUUACCUUUCUUCUCAAAAAUUGAGCCAACUUAUGCCUUUUUUGAAUGAUAACAAUAUACACAAUAAAUUUUAGUCUGGUUUUAAAGCCCGUCACAGCACCGAAUCCGCCCUCUUAAGAGUCAUGAAUGAUGUAAUACUUACAAAUGAUACCGGGCAGUCUGGGGCUUUGGUCUUGCUAGAGACCAAGAAUUGAUUUCAAAGUUUUGUUAUUUAUUUUUAAGUCUUUGUGGAACCAGGCACCACAGUACCUAUCUGAACUACUGCAUCCACCUUCUCAGACUAGACCACUUAGAUCUAAUGAC